Galleria mellonella (greater wax moth) is the source of this 7494-nucleotide messenger RNA. RefSeq names its product protein daughterless (gene da). Gene Ontology annotation, molecular function: protein dimerization activity; RNA polymerase II cis-regulatory region sequence-specific DNA binding; DNA-binding transcription factor activity, RNA polymerase II-specific. The transcript is spliced from 15 exons. Gene Ontology annotation, cellular component: transcription regulator complex. Bases 309 to 2375 code for a protein of 688 amino acids. NCBI's taxonomy places the organism in Eukaryota, Metazoa, Arthropoda, Insecta, Lepidoptera, Pyralidae. The record is from RefSeq and is a predicted model, not a curated record. Gene Ontology annotation, biological process: regulation of transcription by RNA polymerase II.
GCCAGUGAGCGGCAGUUAGCCAUGAGCGUUCAGUUGAUCAACCGCCGUGGAAACGCGCGUUGUCGCGACCAUUCGAAUAUCGAACGUGAAAACUUUUGUGAUGUAACUACAGUGUGUUGACGUUCAGAAAUCAUUGUCUCACCAGUGUUUACGUUUCGUUCGAUUGUUCCUUAUCUCGUGUUCGAAAUUCAAAACGUGCUCUAAAUUCAUGUGUACCAAUUGGAUUAUAAUCUAUGGUCAUUAUUUCACCAGCUGCACCGAGAAAAACAAGUAAUGCGUCCAUUCAAGUGUAAAAAGUUUAAAUUCAAAUGAUGGCGCUCCGGCAUGACGUCACCAACAUGGACGCUGGGUUCCUGCCGGCGGACCCUCCUCCCCUCACCGACGAUUACCAGCCGAAGACCGACCUGGCCACCGAGUAUUUCAAUACCUUCAACCAGAUAUGUGAAAACUACAGGCCCGAUACAGAACUAAACCUUCGGCAUACCUCGGACUCGCUUCGGCUGUCCUCGGAGAUCUUGGACGGUGUGAGAACAGAGUACACAGACUUUGAUAAAUACAAAGAGGAUAGAACAAGCGAAUUUGUUACUACGGACUUUAACGCGAAAGUGUUUUUAAAAGACAGUAGGCCGUCUGCCGAAUACGUUACUACAGACUUCAAUGAAAAAGUGUUUUUAAGUGCAAAGGACGAGAGUAUAUUUCAGUUCGGUCAGCCCGAUGCCUCAGCUUUGUUGAGGCACCGCGCUCGGAGAAGAUACAACGAGGAGCACGGACUCCAGCCGCCUGCAGCCACCAGCCAGGAGAGUGGGUACGGCAGCGAUGAGUUCGGCCACGACUCGCCGAGCCGGUUCGCGUCGCCGAAGGGAGCGGGCGCGGGCGCGGGCGCGGGCGCCGCCGCCGCCUACCAGGAGCCGUACUACGCGGGCGGCGAGUGGGCCGCCGGCUACUACCAGCCGCCGCCGCCCUACCAGCACGACCCGUACGCCACAUCGCCAGGUAUAGCGGGCCCGCCGUCGGGCGAGGCGGCGGGCGGCGGCGGCGGCGCGGAGCUGCCUCUGCCGCCGAUGUCGUCGUUCCGCGCCGCCGCGCCACACCACUCCCCCACAGACCCCAUGCUCGUGGCCAAGCCGCCGCUGCAGCCGAUGUACGGCGGCGCGGCGAGUACGCCGUCGGUGGGCGGCGGUGGCGGCGGCGGCGGCGGCGGCGGUGGCGCGGGCGCGGAGGCGGGCAGCCUGUCGUCUUACGGCUCGUCGCCGUCCACGCCGGUGCACUCGCCGCCGCCGCUGCACGCGCGCCUCUACCCGCCGCUCAAACACUCGCCCGCGCACCACCACGUGCAGCACCACAACGGACAGCAAUCAAAUUGGGUGUCGACGGGCGUGUCGUCGCCGCCGAGCGCGGCGACGCCGCACGCGCCGCUGGGGGGCGCGGCCGUGCUGCCCAACGGACACCACCACCACGUCGCCGUGUUCCCGCCGCCCGCCAUGGGCGCGCCGGCCGAGCAGCGGCAGCUCGACGAGGCGAUGGUGUUCUUGAGAGAGCACUCCGAUGUAGUCUGUGGUGUGCAGGGCGCGCGCAUGGAGGAGCGGCUCGACGACGCCAUCAACGUGCUGCGCAACCACGCGGAGGCGCCCGACCUCUACCCGCACGACCACCACCAGCCGCCGCCCGCAGUGUCCCGGCUGGGCGUGGGCGCCGGCCUGCCGCACCUGCACCCCGAGCCGCCCGUCAAGAUGGAGCGGCACGUGCUGCCCAACACGAAGAAGCGUAAAGAGCCGCCGGACUCGGGGCUGGACUCGAAGCCUUCGUCGUCGGGGUCGGCGGACGCGCUGGUCGGGAAACCGCCCGGCAACAAGCGCUCGCGCAGAUAUGAAUGCCGCGGGCGCAGCUGCUCGUCGGCGGACGAGGACGACGUGGACCCCGACACGAAGGCGGCGCGCGAGAGAGAGCGCCGCCAGGCCAACAACGUGCGAGAGAGCUGUUCGUCGGCGGACGAGGGCGAUGACGACACAGAUCCGCAGGCGAAGGCGAUGCGGGAGAAGGAGAGGCGGCAGGCGAACAACGCGAGAGAGAGGAUAAGAAUACGAGACAUAAACGAGGCGCUGAAGGAGCUCGGGCGGAUGUGCAUGACCCACCUGAAGAGCGACAAGCCGCAGACCAAGCUCGGCAUACUCAACAUGGCCGUCGAGGUCAUCAUGACGCUCGAGCAGCAAGUCAGAGAACGCAACCUGAACCCAAAGGCGGCAUGCCUGAAACGACGCGAGGAGGAGAAGGCGGAGGAGGCGCCCAAGCUCCUCGCCGCGCCCCUGCAGCACUACCAGCCCAUGCCGGGCAUGGGCCAGCUGGGCGGGCCGGGCGCGGGUGCGGCGCCGCAAUAGCGACGCCCCGCCCGCCCGCACGCGCCGCCCUAGCGCCGCCCGCCGCCCGCCGCCCUGCUCACUAACUAGCUGUGUGUGUAUUACUCUUCACUAUUGUAAACUACGCCAAUGUUUCACCUUUCAAAUGCGUGCUAUCUCUUUUUGCUCUAGCAGUUAAAAAAGGAUGGCAUGAGUUUUGAUUCUCUCGUCUGUGAAGGUUGUUGAAUAUGUCAUACGUUAGAGUAUAGUAAUUGAAAUAAAUAGAGAAAUCAUUUGUUUAAAUGAAUCUGAGUACAUUUUUAUCGUCGAAUCAUUUGUGAAGUAUUUAAUAGUUUUAAUCUUGAAUUUUGUAAUUCAAAAUUGAAAACUUUAUAAAUUUUUGUUACGCAUAAACUCUUAGUUUGUUAUUGUGAAUUUCGAUGCACUACUAGUACUGACGCGUUAACCUUUUUACCAAUUAUUGAUUCAUAGUCACACACCUGGUCCAAACCAGUUUAGUAGUGCACGAUGUCACAUAAACUAUCGAAUUAUAAUUUAUGUAUUAUUUUAUUGUACACAAAAUUUCAUUUGUAACAUUUAAUAUAAAUAAUUUUAAAACUUAAAAGAAAAAAGGAAAACAAAUAACAUAUAAAGUAUUUAAUAUACCAUUUGGUAACAUUGAUUUCAUACGUACACCUCGCAGAGCGUCAUACACACAUGGCUAGUUAAACACGAUUUGUAACUUAAAAGGCAUUGAUUACUUAAUUUGUAACGUACUCGUCUGUGACAUGUUUUGACAUAUUUGUCAUUUUAUAUAAAUCGGCGACUGAAUAAGGACGAAUGCAGAAUAAAACAAAUUAACGACUAUGACAAAGUCAUCAAAUAUUACAGAAUGUAAUAUGACAUUCUAGUAACAAGUUAUUGUUACUGCGACAAACUCAUAAAAUUAUAGAAUGUAAUAUGACAUUCUAGUAACAAGUUAUUGUUACUACGACAAACUCAUAAAAUUAUAGAAUGUAAUAUGACAUUAAAGUAACAAGUUGUUUUUAAUAAUGAAAUUUAUGUCUUUUGUAUAAGUUUUAGAAUUUAAAUUGGUAUAUUAUAUUAUUAUAAUUAUGUAGUUUUUUUUUUUUUUGCUAAUUGCAACGCGUCGCGUGUCAACGCGUGUCACGGACGGUACAGUACAGUGCAGUAGAUUUGGUCGAUACGACGCGAAUGUCCCAAAGAGCAAGCAGUGCGUAGUGCCACGUUCGGACUAUAUAGUACGUAAGUGUGUAUAUUAUUAGCGCUAGACAUAGUUUUCUAUACGCCACGAACAUCGCGUGCAACAUGAGAUUCGAACAGCGUUGUCUGCCCAAAGACAAAGACGGAGAGCCAGAUUUUGUAAAAUAUUAGACUUACAUCUAUGUAUAGGUAUAUUAUAGUUUAAUCUAUCGAAGAACAUAUUUUUAAUUACGAUUUUAACUGUUCUUUUUGCUGCCAUAAGCGUAGUUAAGGUCGGUCCGGGCUCCGUACUCGCAUAACAAUGUUCGUAUUCACCGUCGCCUCUUUGCCAUUCUAUCUCUGUUUUUGUCGGGCGAAAACAGAUGAUUUUCUACAUCAUCCCCAGGGAUCGUUAAGCGCUUGACAAUAACGCGUCGGGUACGGAGUCCGUGAUCGGAGAAUUUAUGAUUAUGCAUAUUAUGUGAUUUCUUUUGAAUGUGGACAUGGAAGCGGUGCGAAUUAUGGUUUGAUAUUUAUUUGGAAAUGUGUGGGGUUUGGAUGUAACGUAGAGUUCUAUUGCCAGGCGAUGGUGGGAACUCCACUAUGAAACUUGAAACGUCAUAUUCUCAAUUGUGAAUAAGACGUUAUGGAAUUAUACUUUUUGUUUUACGUUUAAAUUAUAAAAUUUGUUUAAUACAAUUAAUUAUGUUCAACGUAAUAUAGUUAAGCGGAAAGUAACAUUUGGUGUAACCGGUGGCGGUGAACGAGUGGUAUUAAACAGUCCCAGUUCGAGUAUCAGUGAAUACUCCAGUAUUAUUUAUUUAUUUAUUUACAUUAUAAUGAUUCUUCUAUUGAGAAUUAUAUAUGGUGCAGUAUAAAAAUCAAAUUUCCACACAUUUUCAAACGAUACACGAAUUUUAUUAUCUGUUUUAAUUAAAAAUAAAAUGGCUGCUAACUUAAGGAUGUACUUAAGGGAUAUUAUUAUGUUUUGUCUCUCUUUUUUGUACCAAAACUCCAGUGGAUAUAGUUGAUAUAUUGCGGCUUAUCUCUCAUCGCGUAGACACGUUUUACUGCGGGUCCGGGCGACUUGCCUUAGUAUAAUUUUUUAUAUACUUACGUUUUAGAUUUAUUUGAUAGCUGUUUGACAUGAAAUCAUGAGAAAUAUGACUUUAGAAUGGUGUACUUAUAAUGUGAGACAAUGACUUGAUAUCAGAAACGUAUUACAUUUAAAUGACGCAAUACUUCUAUACAUUAUAAGUGGAAUGCGGCCUUCUUUAUAGGCUUUUAUUUAUUAUUUCUAUUUAUGACACGAUACGAGAUUACAUUAAGUAAUCUGUAACCAUAUAUAGUUAUUUGUAAUGAAUUACCCGUGCAUGUGUGUGUCUAGCUUGUGCACCUCUAUAUAUACAUAUAAAUCGGUUGCUGAUUCUAAAUCAUUGUCUGACAUUUAAUUUAGAUGUCAAACUGUAAACAAUAAUGAUUUAUUGAUUCAUAAAGUCUUUAAUGAUUUUCACGAACCAUACGUUUAAGUAUUGUACGAAUGUAACUAGUAUUCGAUUAUGUAAUGUAACAAUACGAUUAUGUAAUGUCAAUUUCAAAUAUAUAUUAUAAAGUUUGAUUAUGUGAAGUAAAUAAACAAAUCUUAAUGACUACGUAUGAAGUUAUAUUAUUAAAAUUUUAUUAUGAAUUGUGAUUUAUUAUUAUUAUAUAUUUUGAACUUUGAUUAUGUAAUAUGACAUUUGAUUAUGACAUUUAAUAAUCAGCUAUUUUAAAUGAAACUAAUAUUACAUUAUGGAAUGAAGAGUUUGAUUAUGGAUUAUGAUUUUUGAAUGUAAUUAUAGUAUUGUGGUGAUUAAUAUUUUUUUUUAAUUUGAUUAUAUAAUGGUAAAAUUCUGUCGAUAGUGAUGUGACCCGUUAUUGUUUACAGUGUGUCGUCCCAACACUCGAUUGCAUAAUCUUAAUUUUGUAUAUAAGAUACGAUAAAGCUCAAUGUAAUUGGUUAUGUUUAUGACAAAAACUUGACAAAUUCGUUUAAUAAAUUAUUAUAAACAAUACAUUUGUGUGGUAAUCAAAACGAAUGUGUUUCGUGUUGACUGUAUAUUGUAUUUGUUGUUGCUACAGCUGUGUUCACGCUACUUGCUCUCGGCCCCGUACCAAGAGGUUCCAAAAAGUAACAGGACAAUAAACUAACAAGCAAAGUGACAAUUCGUUUGUUAUAAUAUUUUUACAUAAUGUAAUACAUUGAAAUUACUGGGUACAGAGGUAUAAUGUUUUUGCAUGAACGUCACACUGUUAGAAAGAAAUAAGAAAAAUAAGCUCUUUUGUAAUAAUAGCGUUUUAAAAUUAGUACAUAUACAUACAAACAUACUUUGACUUGUCCUUCUCUAAACCCUGUUUCUAAAAAUUACAAAAUUUAGAGAUAGGUUUAGAAAAUGACUAAAGUGUCGAGCCGAGUAACCUGAACACAACUAUAGGUGAACAGCAAAAUACUAAAAAGAAAAAACAAAACAAAACUAUGACAAUAUUUUCGUUUCAUGACAUUAACUAAUACGGAACCAUUUCUCCCAAUUGUAACAAUUACUUUGUGUACUGGAUCAGUAAUCCAAGAUUAUGAGUAAAGUACAUAAGCGCUAGUUGUUUCACACCAUUUAGUAAUUAAUUUUCACUAUAAAUAGUUUAUUGCACUCUCGUAUAUGUAGGAUCAACACUGGAUCAACAUUGGAUCAACUCUUAAAGCUGUUGACACACUCGGAAUAUGAAUGGAAAAUUUAUAACUCUUUGUACAGUGUUACCAACUCCCUUUCCACUAUUCGUGGCUCUCAUACACAUAUGGUAAUACAUGUACGAUGGUGUAAUAAUCCCCUAAAAUGUAUUAUAUAAUUGUAAGGUUGAUUUUUCAGUUGUACUAGACAUGAUAUUUGUCGCUCGAUAGAUAACAAAGUUGAUUAUAGUGAAGUUGAUUGUGGAUGCCGUAUCACAAUUGUUGGAUCAACUUAUAAUCGACGGUAUUUGAAAGGAUUUAUUUAUCAAGCGCGUCACAGUAGUCGGGAAGGGUAUACCGAACCGAACGGCCGUGAUGUUAUUCGUGAAACUGAACGACUUUCAAUGAGUGGAAAUUGUUUUUGAAUUUUCCAUGCAAAUUGCACGGUGACGUAAUUGGUUUUGUAUGAAAGGUUCAAAGAUCUUUCAAUUUGGACCAUUUCGCUUGGGGAAAGUCGUGCAGUUUUCUGAAUACACUACGUUUUGGCUUGACAUACUCUUUUUAACUCUUUUGUAUUUAGUGUAAAAAUCUUAUAAAAAAAAAAAAAACCUAAUUCCCUAGACGUAGUAUUACUUAUUUAAAACAGUUGAACAUUUAAAAAAUGUACAAAAAAAAAAUAAAAUUGUAAAUAAUACGCAAUAUAAUAUUAUAUAAUACAUUAAAUUGUAAGUUGAUCCAAGGUGGCUGCGGUACAGAUGUCGCCUGUGUCGGGCGCAGGCGCAGGCGCAAUACAAACCCGAACACCACACACGAAGUUCUUAUUUAUAGAGUUCAAAUAUUUUUUUAGUAAUCUUAGAUGUAAGCACUUUGGAACCCUUUAGUUAGAUUAGUUGACUUCUUCCAAUCGAUUAAAUUUAAGUUUUUUUUUUUUUUUAUUAUUAUUAUUAUAUAAUUUUGUUGUACGUACGCGCGGUACCGAGGUAUCCAUAUUCGAUAUUCAGUAAUUUAUUGCAAAACGCCUAUGAAUGGUCGAUAUAGCAACUACCUUGUUUGUAAUCCUGGAGAUUAUGUACAAAAUGAGGCUUUUUUGUUAUUUUUUUUUUUCCAUUUUUUAAUGGUGGCAACACUGACGUGUAACAUAGAGCAUUUGAUAUUUUCUUAUCAGUUCAAAUGCAUAGAUUAAAAUCAUAUAAUUACAAGAAAGGUUUAAUUAUAAAAAUGAAUAAUAUUAAUUAAAUGUGCCAUUCAUUUUGCUAA